UAACUAGUCAUUAUGCACACAACGAUCCAGGUAAAAACAUCUCCAAUCAUGCAACAAAGAAUUCUCUUACUGCUUUAAAAAAUGCAUUCACCAAUAUGGUUGUAGAUGGUCUUGCACCAAGAGUUGCGGACGGUGAAAAAUACUUUCAAAUAUGUUGGACAAAUUAUGAUGUUUAAGAUAUUAUGGUUAUAAAAUGGAGAAUGAAAAGAAAAAAGAUUCAAAGCCUGAAGAGGUUCUGAAAGUUCACAAACAUCACAAACAAGGUUAUACCUACAUGUCAUCUGCUUUAGAAUUGGAUGAAAGUCAAGUGGGAGUGGAAAAUUUACGAAAAGCUGCUGAAUUGUACGAGAAAGGUAUUCAUGAAUUUAGAGAAGGAAUUUCUAUUAAGCUAGAUGGCGUGGGAAGUGAUUAUGAUAAAGCUCGUAAAUUACAAGAAAAAAUGGAAAGCAAUUUAAAAGAUGCUGAGUCAAGAAUUGUUGAAAUAACUAUUUUACUCGAAGACUUGCGGAAUGACCAGAAAACAGCUUCCUUGUCUUCUAAAGGUCAUUCAGGCAAACCAGCUGGAAAAUUUUUUAAAACACUAUUAAAUGGAUCUUCUGGACCUUCCACACUAAAAGGUUCAAGUUCAAUGGCAAACAAAACUAAUGGAGUUUUGCCAAAGUCUACAGCACCGAAAAAGCCUCCUUUUCGCCCUGCUGGCGUUUCUGCGCCAUCAAAAAAUCAAGUUAAAUGUAAAGGUCCAAAAGAACCUUCAACAGAACAGCACAAAAUAAUAUCAAAUUUAAAAAACGUUGACUCAAAGCAUGCAAAUUUAAUUUUAAACGAAGUUAUUGAAAAAGGGAGAGGUGUCUCAUUUGAUGAUAUUGGUGGGAUGGAGAAAGCAAAACAAACAUUACAUGAAAUAGUAAUACUACCUGCAUUGAGACCUGAAUUAUUUACAGGUCUUCGUGCACCCGCUCGAGGUUUGUUGUUAUUUGGACCACCUGGAAAUGGAAAGACACUUCUUGCCAAAGCAGUCGCGACAGAAGCUAAUGCUGUGUUCUUUAACAUUAGUGCAGCUUCACUAACAUCGAAAUGGGUCGGAGAAGGAGAGAAAAUGGUGCGUGCCAUGUUUGCUGUUGCACGAGAAUUACAACCAGCAAUUAUUUUUAUCGAUGAAAUUGAUUCCCUGCUAUCAGAACGCAAAGAAAAUGAAAACGAGGCUACCAGAAGAUUGAAGACAGAAUUUCUUGUUGGAUUCGAUGGUGUAAUUAGUGAAAGUCAAGAAAGAAUUUUAGUAAUGGGUGCAACAAAUCGACCCUGGGAACUUGACGAUGCAGCAUUAAGACGUCUGGUAAAGCGAGUUCACGUGCCUUUGCCGAGUCAUGAGGCGAGAAUAGAUAUUUUGAAGAAGAUCCUUUCGAAGCAUCCUAAUGUAUCAAUGUCUGUAAAUGAUCUUAACACUGUCUCAAGGAAAACGGAAGGGUAUUCUGGCAGUGACUUAGCAGCUCUUUCUAGAGAGGCCGCACUUGUGCCAAUUAGAAAGUUAACUCCUGAUCAAAUAAAAUCCGUACCCGCAGAUAAGGUUCGCGGAAUGAUUGCUGAAGAUUUCAUAGAAGCAAUGAAAACCAUCCGACCGAGCGUUUCUGGAGGGUAUCUAAAAAAAUUCGAUGAGUGGAAUGAAAAAUACGGAAGUGUAUCUUAAGAUUACGACUGGCGAUAAAAAUUCACGACAGCCGAUAAAAAUUUACGACAGCUGAUAGGAUGCGUUCGUAGCUUUCGCAAUACACGUAAUAACAGCUAAACAUUAACAAUUCCAGAAUAACGUUCAUAUUUUCUGAGUAUUAAAGGAACAUUUGCACACAGUAGCUUUAUGAUUAAAUAAAUGAAUAUCCUAAAAA
Molecule: messenger RNA, 1880 nt
Organism: Hydractinia symbiolongicarpus
Lineage: Eukaryota; Metazoa; Cnidaria; Hydrozoa; Anthoathecata; Hydractiniidae
Product: spastin-like
Exons: 17
Coding region: 194-1684 (496 amino acids)
Cellular component (GO): microtubule cytoskeleton
Molecular function (GO): ATP binding; ATP hydrolysis activity
Source: RefSeq, a predicted model, not a curated record